Molecule: messenger RNA, 3567 nt
Organism: Stylonychia lemnae
Lineage: Eukaryota; Ciliophora; Spirotrichea; Sporadotrichida; Oxytrichidae
Source: the annotation of a GenBank genome assembly
AUGGAGCAAUCUUCUCCAGAAAGCUUAAGGAAAAAAGUGUCUUUAAGACCUACUAAAAAUCUAGAGAUUUUAACUGAGGACAAUUAAGAUUUUAUUUUCCCCUAAAACCAAUAAAACACCUCAACUUUGCAGGAUUAAUCUUCAAUAGACUUUUAAAAUUCGUCGAUAUUAAAUCAAACAAACAUGACAAACAACUCCAUUUGUAUGGGAUAGGAGGGAGUUACUAAUCCGAGUUGGGAAAUGUUUGAAAUAAUUAAAACAAUUGGAGAGGGUGCUUACGGCAGAGUAUUCAAGGUGAAAUGCUUAAAAAGUUCAAUAAUAAGUGGAGAGGCAAACGUUUUAACACCCACAAUGAGAAUGAGGAAGAAACUUACAAAAAAUAUGCUUGGCUAUAAUAUUAAUUCAUCGUUGGCUAAUUAGUAACAAACAAGACAGCUGUUUCAGGAUUAGCUAUAUGUCGUGAAAGAAAUUGAUACAGCAAAAUGGCCAAAAGAACUUGCUCUCGAGUAAAUGAUGGAAAUAGAACUUUUGGCUGAGUUGGACUCACUAUACAUCGUUGGUUAUUUAGAUGCUUUCAUCGAGGAUACUAAAAUCAACAUUAUAAUGGAGUAUUGUCACAAUGGUGAUCUGCAAACUUAUAUAAAGAAAUAAAACGGAAAGCUAUUUACAGAAAAUUUUGUUUGGAAAAUGUUUAUUCAGAUAUGCUUAGGAGUUCAUUACCUCCAUAAUAAAAAUGUUCUCCAUCGUGAUUUGAAAACUCUAAAUAUCUUACUUGGGAAGGAUAAAGAGGCAAAAAUCGGAGAUUUCGGAGCAGCACUUAAAAUAGAUCAAAACCAGGAUAAACAAGAAUCAUAAGAAGAAAAAUUCUAAUAACUUUAAAAGAUAGAAGAAGAGGACUUGAACGAUGAUUUCAUGUUGUUAAGCGGGGUUUGCAGAGAAGAUUCAAAAUCAAAGAGAAAGGUUGGAACUCCUUUUUAUUUAGCUCCAGAGCUUUGGGACGAUAAGGAAUGCACUAAAAAGUCAGAUAUCUGGUCUCUAGGAGUUAUAUUGUAUGAGCUCUGCACUCAUAAGUAUCCGUAUUUUGCGAACACGAUAGAGGAACUCUAAGCAAAGGUCAUUAAAGAAAAAUACAAUCCGAUCCCAAUGACAGUGAGUAAAUCAUUAUCAGAGAUAAUUUAGAAAUGUCUUAUUAAAAAACCUGAAACUAGGAUAUCUAUUGAUGAAAUCAUAUGUAUGGACAGUUUUCAGUCAAAAUGUAAAUUACUAAAGAUUAAGCUCCCUGCAGAGCUAAAUCUUGAAAGAAUCCAAUAGUAAUAGUAAAAAAAUUAAUAGUAAUCUUAUAAAAAUGCAGAUUAGAAUGGAGGUAUGAUGUUUAAUGAUAAAAGGCCAUCUGUGUAAUAAGUUGCAACAAGUGUAAAAAAUGCUGAUAAUAACAACUCAUUAAGGCCUAGUUAAAGCAGUGCUUUAAAUAGAAGAAAUACUCAGAAAAAUGAAUUGGUGAAUCCCAGAAAUUCCAAUCCAACUCCAAUGAAAAACUCAGAAAAAAGUCCAAUAUCCACUAAAAGAUUUAACGAAAACACUUCUUCUAUGAUUUUUGAGAAUGCCUUAGAACACUUUGGAAUGUAAGGAACUGAAGAUGAUAUAUAUGCUUCUCGAGAAAGUUUUAUAGCUCCAUCUUUUGGAGGAGAUACUCCAGAAAGAACUGAUCCCAAAUAAACUAGGCAUUCUAGAAAAAUUGGAGGAAUGGUGAAUCACAGUGUGCCAAUGUUUCAAUAAUUCAAGGACAAAAGUUAAAAAAUAUAAAGCGUAAGUGCAUCUCAAAACUCAAAUCAAAUGGCUAAAACAUCUCGAAGACAAUCACUUACUAGCGGAAAUAAAAGCACUCAGAAUUCAACCACAAACAACAAUAUUACUGUAAAUUAAUCAAACAACAAUAAUAGCAAUAGCAAUACUAAUAACAAUAUUAACGAGAGUAAUCAAUACAGCAAAAAGGAGCUUUAAACUUAGAAUCCUACUAUAAUUAAUCAUAGCACUGCAUAGAAUAAAAUUCAAGCAAAAAAUAACUAAUUGCUAUUGAAUAGCACUGUUAUGAAUGAAGUCUCUGUCGAAAAUCCUUUUCCAUUAGCGAUGGAUCUACCUGAAUAACUUAAAAUAGAUAAAGCUCCUUCAAACAUCACAAACAAUACUAAACCCAAGCCAUCAGCAAUGUUCGGUUUCAAUAACAAACGUCGAUCCCAUUCAAUUUUGAAAAAUGAUAUAUAAUCCCUGAAAUCUUAGAGAUAAAUCCUUAAAAAUAUUCACUCAGAAGAGAAUAACUUGUUUAAAGAGGAAGAUAUGAAAAUGAUCAGCAAUAUUAAAUAGCUGCAAAAUAAGAGAAAUCAAAAUAGUAGAGCAAUGAUUGCACAGUAAAAGAUAGUUCCUGACAACAUAAAUACUAGUGGUUCCUUUAACUAAAUGAAAACUGUCCCCACUCUUGAGACACCAAUAAAUCUGAGUACACCUGCAGUGCGAGUAAAGAAUAACAUAAAAACACCAAGUGUAGGAGGAAACGAGAAGAAAGGAUUGAACAAGAAUUAUAAUAACGAUUCUAGGACUAGUGGGAAAUUAAUCCCGAACAGCAAUUAUCAAUAAAAUUUAGGGAAUAUUCCUAUUAGCAAGCACUAUUAGCUGAAAAGAUAGACAAUCAUUCAUAAGAAUAACUCUACUGUGCUUUCGGAUAAGGAUAAAAAGCUCAAUGAGACUCGAGAAGAACAAAAGAAUAGCAAUUCAAAUAUAUUUAGCAAUAAUUUGCCAAGCAGUAAUGCAAAUGCGAGCACUAAUGCAGGAAGAAGGACUGUGAAAAACAUAAAGGAAAUAAGUUCGCUGAAUUUAAAUAAGUUAAAGGAGCAUAAUUCAUAAAACAGUUCUCAUCUCAACUCUGAGAGAGAUUUUAAACCAAAUGAUUAUUAUCAAGAUACUCAAACUGAAUCUUCAGCAAGGCAUAUCAGAUAACGAACAACCUAAAUCAACGCACCAACUCCUAAAGAAUUCACAGGCAACUAUACUUAAUAGCAUAGAAAUUCUACCAAGAAUGAUCGUAACGCUGAUAUUAACUCUUCUACGUAUCAAAAGCAUUAAAAAAGUGAGCAAGCUCCUAAGCUAGACUAAUUCGCAUCAAGAUUCAUGAAGAAAUUUAAAGAGGAACUCAAACUAGGGAAGAACAAAAGCUCAACAAUCAGCAGCAACCAUCAGACUUAGACGUUUAAAACUUCAGCUCUUGACAAGGGCGGGGUAGACUUGAGUUCGUAUUAGGUUGAUAAGAAUCUGCUAGAUUUGGAGGAGUCAACAGAUCAAAUAAUGAAGGAUCAGGAAUUAGAUGAUAUGCUACUGUUUGAGGAUAACGAAAACGAUGAGACCAUGCAGUACUUCGAGAGGGAAUCCUAUACAAACAGCCUUUUUGAUAACCUCGACAAGAUUUCCCUCUAGCCUAUGAAUGGAGGCAACAAUUCUCGCAGGCUUAGUAAGCUGACUAUGCCUUCAGACGGGUUUAGAAAUUUUAGAUCCGAAGCCGGGUCGAGACUUUUGUGA